This is a messenger RNA of Metopolophium dirhodum (rose-grain aphid), 789 nucleotides long. Its product is annotated as 52 kDa repressor of the inhibitor of the protein kinase-like. The record is from RefSeq and is a predicted model, not a curated record. The coding region runs from base 1 to 789 and encodes 262 amino acids. Gene Ontology annotation, molecular function: protein dimerization activity. Lineage: Eukaryota; Metazoa; Arthropoda; Insecta; Hemiptera; Aphididae. The transcript has 3 exons.
AUGGCUGACCAAAAAAGAUCACACAACAAUUUACUUGAUUAUUUCAAAAAGCAGACUAAAAAAGUGAAACUGAGUACAGCUGACAGUGACAAUUGUAUGGUAAUAAGUACAAAUAAGGAGUCGAAUGCAAUAUUACAGCCAGAUCAGAGAGUAUCUGGUCGGCAAACACACAGAACUAAUGUAGACGUUGACACUCCGGAAAGUUUUUACCGAGUAGGGGUAUUCAUCCCAUUUUUAGAUAAUUUUAUAGAGCAAUUACAUAAUAGGUUUUUAGAACAUCAGUCCAUUUUAAAAAGCUUUGAUUGUUUAAUACCAAAGUCUAAUCUUAAAGUUACAAAAAACAUUGAAGACAAAUUUAAGUUACUGCUAGAAAAUUACAAAGAUAUCUUAAAUGAUGAUAAAAAUGAUAAUAUAUUAAAUAAAUAUUCAGGCUGUGCCGAAUUAAAAUUAUGGCAUAAUAGCUUUGAAUAUCAAAGUAAACUUUCUGAACAUUCUGAACAAUCUAAAAUAACUGUAAAAGAUUUAUUCUUCCAAUGUAAUUCAGAAAUGUAUACAAUUAUUUCAAAGUUGCUUCAAAUUUUCAUCACAUUACCAGUUACAAAAGCAUCAGGAGAACGUUCAUUUUCUACAUUACGACGUAUAAAAACUUAUUUACGGAAUACAACUGGACAAAUCAGACUUAACGGUUUAUCAAUGUUAAAUAUUCACAGGGAUAUAACAAUAACCCACGAGGAGAUAAUCAAUGAGAUGGGAAAAACAUCAAACAAGAGAUUGGCAUUAAAUUUAUAA